GUUUUUACAACAUCUAAGAAUUUCCGGUGUGUACUUCCGGGUAUCUAAAAACGAAAGUAGAAUCAACAGUGGCAAGCAAGGGAAAAGUCACAUAUCACAGGAAAAAUGUCAAACAGAGAAGAGGAGGAUGAAGAAAAACAUGGAGCUACAGCAGCCCAACCACCACAUUCUACCACAGAUGGUUUGUUAAGUUCUUGUUUUCCGCCUAUUCUUGGAAAGAAAAAGUGUUCAUCAGCAAUUGAUGAUGAUGGUGAAGUUUAUUCAAAAGCAAACACAAAAAGUGAAACAACUGAAGGACAGACAUUAGAUGCUGAAAAGCCAGAAGAUGUUAGCAAACAACACAAGGGAGGGAGUCAGGCUAAUGUAAUAGCAGAAGGUAGUCAAAAACAUCAGGGAGGGAGUCAAGCUACUGCAUCAGCAGAGGGUAGCCAAAAACACCAGGGAGUAAGUCAAGCUAAUGUAACAACUGAAGGUAGCCAAAAACAUCAGGGAGGGAGUCAGGCUACUGUAACAGCACAACUGGCACAUCAACAGGGAGGUGCUCAAAAUGUCAUCGAUGAUGAUGAUGAAGAGGAGUGCUUUUAUCCAAUAAAUCAAAACUGCCCUGGUGUGGCUAUUCUUAUUGGACACAGCAAAUUUGAUACAGGUGAAAAAGAAAGGAAAGGUGCUCACAUGGAUCUCAAAAAUACUUUUGAAGUUUUUGAGAGAUUAGGAUUCCUAAUAAACUUUUUCAUGGAUGAAGAGGUCAUGGUCCUUCAGCACAAGUUAAAAGAAUUGGCAAUGUCUGAGAGAGUGAAGAAAGCAGAUUGUUUAGUUUGUGUGGUCAGCACACACGGAAGUGAACAGGAAGUCGGCAAAGGAGAUCGGGACCCACGGCUACCAUCAAAUGUUAAAGUAUUCGAACAUUUCCUGUCCAUGAAAAAUGGGGUCAUCAAAACUAGGGAGUUGAUAGAGAUUUUUGAUGAUUCCCAUUGUAAAGCUUUGAGAGGGAAACCCAAGCUUUUCUUUAUACAGGCCUGCAGAUCUCGUACAGAUAAAUCCCUGCUUCAGUCGAUGGAUCCUGGGAUACAGGUAGACAUUGUAGGUCCAGUGUUACGUCCUCUGCCCACAAACACCACAGAUUUUAUGUCUGGGGCAAGAUCAGCUCUGGAUAAUCAGGGGUCACAACCUCUAUCUGACCAGAGGUCACAGUCUCAGGUUGAUGCCAGAGCAUACAUGGCACCAGUGUUGGAGCGUGAUGGGGAAAUGUAUUACGAGCAUACUCCUCCAUUCCCAUUGUUUGAGGACAUCGUGGAGGUUGUCCCACCCGUCUGCCCCAACAAUUUCCUCAUCAUGUUUGCGACUCCUUCAGAAAUGGUAGCGUGGUCCGAGGACGACAGCGGAGGAUGGCUACUCUCGGCAUUGUACCUGGAGUUUAUUAAACACAUAAGGAAUGGGACACGUAUCGCUCUCCUGCCGACGCUCACUGACGUCAGUCGACAUGUGGCAUACAAAUAUGCAUCGCGUAUGGAAGGCACCGAUUACCACAAAAUGAAGAGUGUACCAUGCUUAGAACACAAACUUACACGUGAUGUGUAUCUUACACCUUCAAAGAAAACAUCUUAUUGAUUAGAGGGCUUUGUUCAAGAAGAUAUCUCAGGGGUGUGAUUCAAGAUUGAAUAAACGAAGAAAAUCAAUGUAAAAAAAAAAAACAGAAAACUUUCACAACUUAUCAGAAAACUGGUUUUUAUAAUGCUUCAGAACAUAUCAAAAACUUUUUAAAAUCAUGAGAUCUUCUAAAAAUGUUACUCAAAUCUGCUUUAGUGGACCGAUAUCUUUUGAAAAAAGAAGUAAUGACACAUCCCUGUAUCUGCAUAAUGGCAGGAAGUUUAUGAAAUUCAUUUGUCUGCAAACAUUCUAAAAAGUGGUUGGAAAUAUUGUCCUGGUGUCUAUAACAGUGGCAAUCUUCUGAAAAGACAAAAAAUUGUCACAUCCCUGUGUCUGGAUAACAGGCUAUGCACCUGUUUUUGAAGCAAUAACAUUUUUUUUUGUGGACAGAUUACCUCCAGACAUAGUGGUAUUUGAUUUACAGUUGUUGACUGCAAUUGAGGGAAACAUCUUUAUUGUUGAACCCAUAAGUAAAAUCGUUUUCUAGAAAUAAUAUUGUAAGUAGAAUGUAUCUCAGUUAUCUGUUGGAGCUUAAAAUGCUUAUGAAGUGCUGAAAUUUGAUUAUACAUGCAGUACAUGUAAUCUUUUUCACAAAUUAAAAUGAUAUGGUAUAUUAUUCAUUAAUUAUUCAAAAUUGUUAUUUAAUAAAUUCUUUAAAAAUAUCUGUUCAUGAUACUUGUGUGAUUUGGCUUACAUAGACUAUUAGAAGCUUGUUAUUACAAGAAAAUCACUUUUGUUUCUUUGGCCAGUUAUAAAGAAAUUAUAGUUUAAUACAUUUUCACUGGUAUACAGUUUUUAUCCGACAGUCUGUACUUGUUAUAAGCCUACCUAUAUAUCCUUCUAUUAUAGCUCGGUAAACUAACAAACAGAGUUCUGUUGUGACAUGCCAACCUUUUACUCGGAGUCAGAGUCCAUAUGUUGGCACCCUGGGCAUAUUACAGGAUAGAUACACUACCAGUAGAUAAUGUUUUCUUUAGAAUUUAGCUCUGUUACGAAUAUUCCUGUAGAUUGUAAUAACAUUGAUAUGUAAACACUGGCUACACAAUGACAUUUCGACUUCAAAAAGGUCAUAAGGUUUGUUUCAUUUGCAUUCUGUCAGAAACUUUGUUGUCGUUACUUUAUAGGCCUAUAAACGGUGAAUAAUCUAGUCUUCUGUACGGGUCUGGUAUUUUUUGUGAGAUUGUGGUUAUUUUUCUUCUAAGAAACUGAUCUAUAGGCCGAUUACUCCAAGCAGUGCUGUUUGUAAAGGUAACCUGUUUAUAGUGACCAUUUUUCUGCCUCCCCUUGAGUGGUCUUUAUAGACAGAUGUGACUGGACAUGUAAAACUUACUAAUUCUGUCACCUGCUUAAAUGAAGAAUAGGGAUAAAGUUUGUCUGCCCUUGGGCAAAUGGAAUCUUUUGUGUUACAAAGUAAACAAAAAAAUUUUAAAUGAAAUUUUUCAAUUGUAAGAUAUCUAUAUAUUGAUGCAUUUCACAGUUAAAUCUGUGCUGUAAGGAUUUGUUAAAGUUGAUGUUCUUGUUAUGAGGAGUCUAGGUUAAUGAAGUACAUGUAUACAACACAACAUUUUUUUAUUCAUCUGAUUUCUUUCAUUAAAACAAGUGCCGUUAUCUUUUAUAUGUCCUGUUUAAUUGAUUAAGCUCCAAGGAUGCAAAGAUGGUCACCUAACUAGCUCAGGCUGGAGGGAAAUUCCCUUUAAUCAAGAAGUAGGGUGUGGAGAGUAUCGGUCACCUAGCUAACUAGCUCAGGCUGGAGGGAAAUUCCCUUUAAUCAAGAAGUAGGGUGUGGAAAGUAUCGGUCACCUAACUAGCUCAGGCUAAAGGGAAAUUCCCUUUAAUCAAGAAGUAGGGUGUGGAGAGUAUCGGUCACCUAACUAGCUCAGGCUAGAGGGAAAUUCCCUUUAAUCAAGAAGUAGGGUGUGGAGAGUAUCGGUCACCUAGCUAACUAGCUCAGGCUAGAGGGAAAUUCCCUUUAAUCAAGAAGUAGGGUGUGGAGAGUAUCGGUCACCUAACUAGCUCAGGCUAAAGGGAAAUUCCCUUUAAUCAAGAAGUAGGGUGUGGAGAGUAUCGGUCACCUAACUAGCUCAGGCUUGAGGGAAUUUCCCUUUAAUCAAGAAGUAGGGUGUGGAGAGUAUCGGUCACCUAACUAGCUCAGGCUAGAGGGAAAUUCCCUUUAAUCAAGAAGUAGGGUGUGGAGAGUAUCGGUCACCUAACUAGCUCAGGCUGGAGGGAAAUUCCCUUUAAUCAAGAAGUAGGGUGUGGAGAGUAUCGGUCACCUAACUAGCUCAGGCUAGAGGGAAAUUCCCUUUAAUCAAGAAGUAGGGUGUGGAGAGUAUCGGUCACCUAACUAGCUCAGGCUAGAGGGAAAUUCCCUUUAAUCAAGUGGUAGGAUCGAUGUCUGCAAAGAGCAUCAGAGGUCAUUAGUUUAAACCCCAGAACAAGUAAAAUGUGUGUGUAUUGAGACCAGAACAAGUAAAAUGUGUGUGUAUUGAGACCAGAACAAGUAAAAUGUGUGUGUAUUGAGACCAGAACUGCUGGAUUUCAGAGAUACAUUUGAAUGAGCUGAAUCUGUCUACACCCUUAUAGAAGCAAUAAUGUAAAUACUCUAAUUACCUAAUAGAUAUAUCUUCUGUCCAUGUAAUAAGCUAGCAUGUUGUCUGGGCAUUUUGGUCUGAAAUACAUCAAACGUAGACAUUUUAAGAAAUUUUAGAGGAAAAACAGUAUCUAUAGAAUUCAUUGUUGUUAAUUUAGAUUAAGACAGAUUUUGUAGUGCAAAUUAGAAUGAAAUUACAUUUUGUAUUAUGAUUUCUCCCUGACCCUGUAUUUGAUGUUAGCCUCUUAAAACUGUAAAUACUGUUAUCACACAUUCUAUCUUGACCACAUGAAGCUCUAUGUUAAAUUUAAGUGUUAUAUACAUCUAUUGUUAUACAUAUCAACAUUCCUAGGGCCAGUUUGAUCAUUAUUCCUUAACUUAAAAAUUGCCAUAGGAGAGCAUAAAUUAAUAUUUGCUAUAUAUAGGAGCUGCAUAAAUUAAAAUUUGUCAUAGGAGAGCAUAAAUUAAAAUUUGUCAUAGGAGAGCAUAAAUUCAAGUUUGCCAUAGGAGAGCAUAAAUUAAUAUUUGCCAUAUAUAGGAGCUGCAUAAAUUAAAAUUUGUCAUAGGAGAGCAUAAAUUCAAGUUUGCCAUAGGAGAGCAUAAAUUCAAAUCUGCCAUAGGAGAGCAUAAAUUAAAAUUUGUCUUAGGAGAGCAUAAAUUAAAAUUUGUCAUAGGAGAGCAUAAAUAAAUUUUCCAUAGAAGAGCAUCACUGAAUUUAAGAUGUAUUCCGUAAGUUAUGUAAUUAUUUCCUAUGGAAAAUUCUAGGUUAAGGAAUUUCCUUAAGUUAUAGUAUACGUUGAGGAAACUGGGCCCUCCUAGAAUUUUUUACAAACCUCAAAACUAACUUUAUUGUGUAUCGUUGUCAUAACAAUAAGUGCCUAUUGUGUCUGUAAGUUGAUUUCAUUGUCAAUAUAAAGUAAUAUACAUUAUCAAUAUAAUGUAUCUGGCAUUUCAUGUUUUCAUUGUCUAUAUAAAGUAAUAUACAUUAUCAAUAUAAUGUAUCUGGCAUUGCAUGUUUUCAUUGUCAAUAUAAAGUAAUAUACAUCGAGUAUCAUUAUAAUGUAUCUGGCAUUGCAAGUUUUCAUCCAUGUGAACUAUUACAAUCUUUAAAAUCGAAAGGUUCUCGAUCAUAUAUUAACAUGUGCACACUGGAAUUUCAACAAUGCUGAAUAUCUAGUAAAAGCUGCUCCAAUAUCUCAAAAUAAUUAAUUUUAAACCAAAUUGUCUACCUUAUUGUUACAUGUCUAUUUUCUCUCUAAAUUUGUUUGUUUAAAUAUUUUUGUCUUUAAAAGGUUUUUAAUGGAAAUUACUCUCUCUGACUCUCAAAAACUGAGAUUAUAUUGUAUCAUAGUAUUAUUACGAGGAAAAAGGUUGGUAUUGAAAUGUGCAUUUCCUUAUUAGUUUUAAUUUCUUAUUCAUUUAUAAAAUUGUAUUGAUGCAUGUAAGUAUCUUCGCAUAAAUGUUAAUAGAAAUAAUAUUCCCAAAAGAUUUGAUUAAGUAAUGAAAAUACAACGGUAGUGUUUUAAUUUUAAGAAUUUCACUUCAUGACAAGGCCAGUCUUAAGUGAAGAAUCAAGGCUGUAUAACAGGAAAUUCUGUUUAAAUUGUAUCCUAUUUUACACUCUUCACAUUGUACAUGUAUUUUAUGCUGUUCUGUCCAAAUUUAAGCUGUGCAAUUAGCUUGGUGAAAUUUAUAUAGAAUAUAAAUUAAACUGAAAACUAAAAAUAUUGAAUUCUGCUUUGUUAUGCGAAAUAAACAUAGCAUCAUA
Pecten maximus is the source of this 6005-nucleotide messenger RNA. RefSeq lists its product as uncharacterized. Gene Ontology annotation, molecular function: cysteine-type endopeptidase activity. The record is from RefSeq and is a predicted model, not a curated record. The transcript is spliced from 7 exons. The coding region runs from base 106 to 1608 and encodes 500 amino acids. Gene Ontology annotation, biological process: proteolysis. NCBI's taxonomy places the organism in Eukaryota, Metazoa, Mollusca, Bivalvia, Pectinida, Pectinidae.